Molecule: messenger RNA, 5494 nt
Organism: Schistosoma rodhaini
Lineage: Eukaryota; Metazoa; Platyhelminthes; Trematoda; Strigeidida; Schistosomatidae
Source: the annotation of a GenBank genome assembly
UGUUUAUCCCAAAUGUAAUUGGUAAGAAAAGUUUGUCUAUGUUACGUGUCAAGAGUUUAUUUUUCCAUUAUUCGGAAUGCUACGAGAAGUAAUAUUUUUUCCGAUCUGCUUCAUUGCCUACGGAUUAAGAUUUCAGAUUUGUGUAGUAAGGACAGAAGGCCUACAGCGUUUGUUAUUUCUUUCUUAGUAUGCUCCUUUGAGUGUCUAGUCUCUAUUUGAACCAGUCCAUUGAGAGUUCAGAUACCGCCGCAUCGGGUAACAGAUUCCAAAUAUUGAUAAUCCGGUGUGAAAACCUGUAUGCCACUGGUAUUUUAUCCGUUCUUGGCUUUUCUACUCUCGUGUUAUGUCCUCUGAGUUUUCCCCAUCUCUUAGAAAGAAAAAAAGGAAGGUAUAUCAGGUCUGAAAUUAUUUUUUAAUAUUCAAUACAUAAAAUUCAGAUCACCUCUUAAUCUGCGGUAGAACGGAGUGAAGAAAUCAAGCUUUUCAAGCCGCUCCUUGUGUGGUAAACCUCGAAGUUCUAGAAUUGAACGGUAUCUGCUUUCUUUACUUUUUCCAGGAUAUCCGAGUCACCUUUCAAACAAGAGGUUGCAGCCUGAAUGCAGUUUUCAAGCUUAGUUCUCAUUAAGCUUGUGUAUACUGCAGUGAAUAAAGUAGUAUCUAACUUGGUGAAUAUCCGUUUUAAAGUUCAUACGGUCUUUAACGCUUCAGCUGUGACCUGCUGGCAAUGGGUCGUGGUCUUAAUAUCAUGACUCACUGUAUUCUAUAUGCGUACUUUUUUAUCUCGUUGGUAGUCACUAUGCAGACGUGAUCUAGAUGUUUGUUUUAGAGCUAAAACGAAUUGUCGUGUAGUUUUUAACAUUUGAUUUACUAAAUUCUUGUAGGCUUUUCAAUUUUCAGUUACUUCAAGUUAUAAUAUAAGCUGCUAGUCGUUCCACUAUAGAUUUUCCUCAGAAAUUUCGUUACCGGAACUUUGCCCGAGUCGUUCAUUAUCAAAUUAUUCUUUUACUCUUAAGGGUUCACAUGUUAUUUCGUCGAAACGUGGAUUGUUAUUAGGAUUUGAAUUCCGAUCAUCUAGCAACUUGUUAGUACUGUAGUACCGUAGCUCUCACUUGGUCCCUCAAUUAAUUAAUAAUUUCGGAAUAUGUUAUAAUUGAUCCCCACGAGCGAACUGAAAUGUGCUAGGAAUAUUUCGGCACAUCAAUACACGCGAAACAUAUUCCGGCCAAUGAUCCGCAGGUUUUAAUUUUUGGUGCGUUUUGCUUUGCAAUCAUCAUCAGGAGUACCUUUUUCUUUGUUGCUUUAUUACCACAACAUAGGAACCCAGAAAAUUCGUUAGGUGGACGCCAUUGUAAUUAUAGUCUCCUAAAUGUUUCGAAACGUCUCACGGAAGUUCUCAAGUGUUACCCUAACCUACAUCAAGUUAGGCACGUUUUUUUAGAAAAUAACCGCAAAUAAACCAGCCAGGUUUCAUUUAACCUGGUUAAGUCUCAACACAGGGCAGGUGGGUAGAUGGAUGGUAUUAGAGGACCUGUCGUCACCAUCUCAUGCACUCACUUUAAAGAUCGUAGUGGAUAACGUUUGUGUGAUGCAACAUAUAUCAAAAGGAAUAUAAUAAGAUAGCUUCAAUUAUUUUCGAUAAUAAGUAGUUCUUGAUCAUUUUGAUUGUGUGCUUCUAGAUAUUUACUAUUGUAACUAUGAGUCUCAUCUCAAACGUAGUUUAAACAAAGUUUUCCAAAAAUUCCUGAAAACAAAUAACUCGAAUAGCCUUAAUGCGAGAGAACUGUUCAAUGAUGAAAACUCUUGGGAUAUUUCAUUCUUGGGGCCGUAUCAUAGUAAAUAUAUGUAUUUCUUUACAAUGAUAUAUACGUUUUGAGAUAAGAACCGUAAGUUUAUUUUGGAAACAGAUAUGAAUAAAGUAAAGAAGCAGAAGUGUUCACAAGGGCUUUGAAUUUUUUCCAAAGCUUCUAGCAAGGAGAUUACUGAUGGAAACCAAAUGGCCGUGACUUAAGAGAACGUAGUGCGGUUGGUACUAUGUCUAGCCCAUAUAGAUUAUUCUAGCCACUAGACAGACCAAUCUAUUCAUUCUUCUCAAGCCACAUUCUUACCCUGUCAAUUAUUCGCUUAUUAAUCACGACUGUUUUUUAUAUGUUCGUAUAUGUGCUAUUUAUCUAGCCUACUCAUUAUGUGUGUUCGACUAUGAAUAUCAUUCACGCUUAAUUAAAUUGAGUUGGCUCACUCACCUUCUCCAUUGCGCGUCACUUUGUUUUGCUUCGCUUUCCGAUCAACGAUUGUAGGAAAUAUACAUAUUCAAAAAUCCAUUUUCGUAUUUGAAUUAUUUAAUUCCGUUAUUCACCAACGUGAUUCAAGUCGAUAAUUAUAUACGAGAAUUGACGAUAUGUAUAAGUCGUUGACAAGCAGUGAACGAUAUACCUGGAGUUAGAUCUCGUACCAAGAAAGUAUAUCUCGAUGGCAGUUUUUCAUUCGAUCGAACUGGAAUCAGAUACAGUGCCACAAAAAUGAAAUCGACAAAGAGGAUGGCCGGGACUGUGAGUCAGGCAAAACCCGACUUCAGUAAAAUAAGGAUAUCAGAUUAAACGUGACUGAUAUGUUCGAUGCCUCUGUUAGUUGACUCGUUGGUAGAUAAAAAGGCCUCCGGUUUAUUAAAUCAUAAUCUGAUAUAUCCACCUUCCACAAGUCACCUUUAAGUCAUUGAGAUUAACAUACAUUGUUCUACUAUUGUAAUCUCUGGAUGUUAGUUUUCUUGUCUUGUGGCAUCUGUAGGCUGUCGUCAAUAAUUGUGUGUUGUCAACAAAUGGACAUAUCAUAUGAUUGCAUACUGUAAACCGACGAUUGAGUUUUACCCAAUAAUUACAAACCCCCUGAAGGAGUGAAAUCCUAAUCUCCAACACUAUAGUAGUUCAUGCUAUCCGUCGUAUUUACUGUAGAACGUAGCAUUAGCUUAAGUUGUCACCCCACAUUUGGAUAAUGGGAAGAAAUUAACAAGAUGUGGAACUUUUAGGAAGAUAAUCUCAAAUGUAGUAAGUUCAAACAUAGGAAGUAUAGCUCUCAAUGAACAAACUGAAUCAUAUGAUAUAAAGUAUGAAAUAAUAAUAAAUCCAAUAUCUAUAUUUGACGGAGAUAGAACAUGAAUAGAAUCAUGGUAACAACUAGCGGUACUUAUGCAGGUACCUUCCACCAAUUAGUUGCUCUCUAGUAAGAAGGGAAUAAAAUCUGCUGAUGUUUAGGUUGAACUGAAGGUUUUAUCCCGAAUCCCAACGAUCACUUUAUUUAAUUACCUCGGCUAGCCAUUAAAAAGAUAUACUCAUGCUGUCUUACGUGAUUACUUAAUCAACCCAUCUAAUAAGUCGCAAUCACCGCUUAUGUAUAGGAAUUAUCGCUACAGCUCAUCAGAAGUUCGGUACCUUACUUGAAGAAGACUUUGUCGGAGGAAUGUGGUUUGUGAAACCUCUUACAUCACAACAUGGUUCAGCUCUUUUCACCCGUCGUAUAGGUAGUUGAGAUUUCAACAUUUAAUUGGGUAUGUGAAGAUCCAUACAGUUCAUUUUUAAUCUCUCCACUUACAUUGAGUCAUUUGUUUGUCUUUUGUUCCCCUUUAUUUUUCAUUCAAAUUCAAAGGCUUCUCAAUCAGUUCUUUAUAGCUAAUAAUAAUCCUUGGUUAAAAAACAGCACAGCUUAUAUUCCCUCUUUAUCUACCCCUAAAUCCAGGUCUUUGUUAUUAUCUUGUAUAUUUUUCAUCCUAGUUUUAUUCGUUUCUCUUUGAUUACUUAUUCUGUAUUUAGUCUUUUUACUGUUACGGGUAUUAUUAUUUAAGAUUCUUUGUCUUUAAUGUCGUUAGUUUUCUACUGCUGUACUGAUGUGAACAAUGGAAAAGUAAAUCAAUAAUUAUUCGUUAAGGCCCAAGUAGUUUGGAGUUUGCAGAAAUAUCCAAAUUUUACAAUUCUACAGUUUACUUAUGUUCACUAAUUCUUUAUGAGAGAAAAAUAUCAAAUGAACAACAUAGCUAACAUGAGCUUUCACUAUUGUUUAGAAGUAUAUUUGAUACCAUUCUAGAAAUGGCUUAAGGUAUUCCUUAACGGGAUGACGCUCAGUUUAUUAAACGACUAUUUAACUGGGUGUAGAAAAGUUUGAGUGGUAUUAUUUGCUUGUGGUUAAAACAACGAAAUAUUAAAUAAUAGGACAUAUGGUGUUUUUUAUUUGAUUUUUGUAGGUUACAUACGAAUCGUACUUCUGUUUCAAGCAUGUUAUUUUAUGAAAACUAAUUGUGAACUAACUCUUCUUACGUACAUCAUUUCGUGUCUAUUGGAUGCGGUGGAUGGUUGUGCUGCACGCGCGCUAAACCAAAGUACAAAGUUUGGUGCUAUGUUGGACAUGAUUGUUGACCGAUGCUCAACAAUGUGUUUGUUGGCUUGUCUUAUUUAUUUUUAUCCAUCAUACAUACUCUUUUUUCAAUUCAGUAUGAUUGUGGACAUAGCUAGCCAUUGGCUACAUUUACACAGUUCUGUUUUAUCGGGAAAAUCAAGUCAUAAAUUUAUAGAUCUUAAAGCAAAUCGAUUUCUCAAAUUGUACUAUACAAAUAGAAUCAUCCUUUUCUUGAUGUGUGCAGGAAAUGAACUUUUCUAUACAACGCUGUAUAUAAACCAUUUCUAUACCGGACCAAAAGUAUUUGGUUUUGGGUUAUGGAGUAUAGUGAUUUGUUUAACAGCACCAAUAGCAUUUCUGAAAAUGUUGAUUAGCCUUAUUCAGCUUCAUGCAGCUUGUGUGAAUAUGGCUUCAGUGGAUGAACUAGAAAGAUCUCAGAAUAAAGCCGAUUAGUUAUGUCUACUGUUGUUAAUUCGAAAUAACGAGGUAUAUAUAUAUAUAUAUAUAUAUAUAUAUAUAUAUAUAUAUAUAUAUAUAUAUAUGAUAAAUACCAUUCCAGUUAAUGUAUGUCUAUAGCAUUCAAUGUUUGAGCUAACUUGAGUAAUUUUUAAGUACAUUAUUUUGUGUUGUAAGUCCCUUUAUAAUAUUUUUAUGAAUACUAAAGCUGAAAAAUUCGUGAAAUUGGUUCGAUGUUAAACUACUUUGCUUUCUUCUCAUACUUAUUCAUACUUUCAAUCAAUAUUAUAGAACUGUUUAUUUUCCACUCGUGUAUUUGCUUCUUAUUUGCGUUGUUUCUUUAUCGUUGCAUUUCCUAUUUAUCUAUCAUCAAGUUAAUUCUAUUUACUUUAAACUUUUGAACACAUUAGUUAUUAGUAUCAUUUGUAAUGUGUUACACGUGUCAUAUCUAAUUUCACUUAUGAAUUUCAUUCUUUGCAUAAUUUUAUGUAGUUUGCAAGUUUUCUAUCUUGAUAAGUACUUUACGUUUUAUUUAAUUUUAUUGUCCGUGAUAUAUUACAGAGUAAUUUUCAAUGUUUUUACCAUAGUGUAUAUAUUCUGUUCAAGACGUUAGUAUUAAAACCAAUCUGACUGCACUAAAUAAAAUGGUAUAUAUUCC